This is a messenger RNA of Lucilia sericata (common green bottle fly), 1788 nucleotides long. RefSeq lists its product as uncharacterized. The record is from RefSeq and is a predicted model, not a curated record. The transcript has 2 exons. NCBI's taxonomy places the organism in Eukaryota, Metazoa, Arthropoda, Insecta, Diptera, Calliphoridae. Bases 67 to 1638 code for a protein of 523 amino acids.
UAUUUUCAAUCUAACCUAACAAAAUAUUUAUAUAUCUUGGAAAAAAAAAACAAAAAAAGUUUAAAAAUGGAUUUCGAUGAGGAAAUGUUUGAAGAGCAUUUAGACGAAGAAUAUCAAGACAGUGAAAUUUCGGAAGAAUUUACGCAGUUGGAGACACAAGUUGAGGAAUUAGAAAAGAAAAAACUCAUUGCCAAAUAUGACCAGGAACUUUUAGAUAAAUUGGAAAUGGCCAUAUCUUUACUAAGACUACAUGUACAAAACUAUCAGCGCAUUGUAAUAUUUAACAGGCGCAGAUCCAAGCAACGUUUAAGGCGAAGACAGAGUACGUUGAGAAAUUUCUUUAUACAAUCCUUAAUGGAAAUGCAAAUAAGAUUUGCGAAAAUGUUACCGCUAUCAAUAGAACCUCAAGUAUUUGGGGAAAACAACAGCACAAAAGAUGAACAAAAGUUUGAGGAUACUACGACAAUUGAAUCUUCGCUCUGUAAGGAAACGAGUCAUACUCGGCCAAACAUUGUCAACACAACGACAGCUGUAUCAAAAGAACAAAAGUUUGAAAAUCCUACUAACAGUACACCUGAGGAGGAGAGCCUUAUGGAAGAAGAAGAAGAGUCUUCAGAAACUUUGUGUUUUUACAAAGAUGUUGUUUCCAAAUUUACCAAUGACCAGUGGCUAGAUACAUUUCAUAUGCCUAAAGAUAUAUUUGAUCUUAUAUGUGCUAGACUAAAAACCUCAUUGCUGGAUAUAGAACUACCUUUGGAAUCCUGGAUUGCCAUGUGUAUUUAUAUGUUAGCCACCGGCAGUACAUUUAGUUCUGUUGCUAUGCUUUUCAAUGUGGAGAGAAUUUACGCAAGAAGAUCUUUAUUUAAGUUUAUAAGCUGUUUGAUAAAAGAAUUUUCGGAAGAGACCUUAACCAUGCCGAAAACGAAAAAAGAGUUUGAUAGAAUAUCCAAUGGUUUUCAAAAAGCUUCUAAUAUGACACCCUGUGUGGCGGGUGUCUUAAGUCUAUUCGAGGUGCCCAAUGUCUGUGCUUGUGGACGCAACAGAAGCUGUGGCGGCAAAAAUCUUAAAGUACAAGCUUGUUUAGAUAAUCGUUUACUGUUUCGUAAAGUGGAAACGACCACCCAAAAACCCACCAUGUUCCUGCGUUCACCCAACGAAAUCAGCCUCAACUGGAAGAAAUUCUCUGACACCUGUAUAGUGCCGUACUUUAUAGUCGCUCCUCCCGGUUAUCCGCUGCGCACUUGGCUUAUGCAAAAAUAUGAUAAUCCCAAAGAAACAUGGGAAUAUGAAUUCAAUAAAUGUUUUGGCAGUUUAAACAUUUAUAGGGAUGUUGCUAUGAAGCGUUUAUUUGGUCGUUGGCAUAUUUUAAACACCACCGAAUGUAUUAUACCGGAAUCAAAGACUUUUAUAGUAAAAGCCUGCUGUAUUUUGCAUAAUAUCUUAGAGGAUCGCAAAGAAUACUUUUCCCUGGAGUGGAGUAAAGACUUUAAUCCAGCUCGAUAUGAAUACAAGCUGGCUACAGCGGUAACACAAUUCUAUAAUGAUUCAAAACCGGCUAUAGAAAAACGUAAUAGUAUUGCUAAGUUAAUAAGUUUAACAAAAGUGCAUAAAUUAGAGAUGGAAUUGGAUGCGAAUUAGUUAAUAAAUGUACAUUUCUUUUUAUAAUUUAAAGGUGUGUUUUUAUUGGUGAGAUACAUUUCCAUUGGAGAUUCCAGUGUUGUAAACUUUGAUAUCUAAAAAUUAUGCUUUCCUUCUAUUAAUUUACUACAAGGACCUCGCUUCUCUAUG